AAUAGCCAAAUCAUUCUCUAUUUUCCAUCAAGCAAACAACAAAAAAAUGUUAAUUGAAACAUUGGCCAUCCCUGCAGCACUCCUUGUGAUAUUCAUUUUGAUUCUAUCCUCUGCCUUGUUCCAUCUUCAAGAUGAUAGAACUCAAUUACCACCAGGUCCUUAUCCCCUUCCAAUUAUUGGUAACCUUCACAUGCUUGGAAAACUCCCAAAUCGAACCCUUCAAGCCCUAGCCAAAAAAUAUGGACCCAUAAUGUCCAUCAAGUUAGGUCAAAUCCCAACCAUUGUGGUUUCCUCCCCAGAAACUGCUGAGCUAUUCCUUAAGACCCACGACACUGUCUUUGCAAGCAGGCCUAAAACUCAAGCAUCUAAAUACAUGUCUUAUGGAACUAGGGGCAUAGUGUUUACUGAGUAUGGUCCCUAUUGGCGCAACGUGAGAAAGGUGUGCACCACAGAACUUCUAAGUGCAUCAAAAGUUGAGAUGCUUGCUCCUUUGAGGAGGCAGGAGUUAGGAAUACUUGUCAAGUCACUCGAAAAAGCAGCAGCCUCACAUGAUGUUGUGAAUGUCAGCGACAAAGUUGGGGAGCUUAUAUCCAAUAUUGUCUGUAAAAUGAUACUUGGCCGCAGUAGGGACGAUAGAUUCGACCUAAAGGGGCUUACCCAUGAUUAUCUGCAUUUGCUGGGAUUAUUCAAUGUGGCAGAUUAUGUACCUUGGGCAGGUGUCUUUGAUCUUCAGGGACUAAAAAGACAAUUCAAGCAAACAAGUAAGGCAUUUGACCAAGUGUUCGAGGAAAUCAUCAAAGACCACGAGCAUCCUUCUGAUAACAACAAGGAAAAUGUGCACUCCAAGGACUUUGUGGACAUACUACUGUCACUUAUGCACCAACCUUCAGAACACCAUGUCAUUGAUAGAAUUAAUAUCAAGGCUAUUUUGUUGGAUAUGAUUGCUGGAGCCUAUGACACAUCUGCUAUUGGGGUUGAGUGGGCUAUGUCAGAACUCUUAAGGCACCCAAGGGUUAUGAAGAAACUUCAAGAUGAGUUAAAUAUUGUAGUGGGGACAGAUAGGCCAGUGGAGGAGUCUGACUUAGCAAAAUUGCCUUAUUUGAAUAUGGUAGUUAAAGAGACCUUAAGGUUAUAUCCAGUUGGACCCUUGCUAGUGCCUCGCGAGUCCCUAGAAGAUAUCACUAUUAAUGGGUAUUACAUAAAGAAAAAGUCAAGAAUUUUAAUCAAUGCAUGGGCUAUAGGGCGAGACCCUAAAGUAUGGUCAGACAAUGUUGAGAUGUUUUAUCCGGAGAGAUUUCUUAAUAGCAAUAUAGACAUGAGAGGACAAAACUUCCAACUUAUACCAUUUGGUUCUGGUCGCAGAGGAUGUCCUGGGAUUCAAUUGGGUAUAACUACUUUUAGCCUUGUUCUGGCUCAAUUAGUGCAUUGCUUCAAUUGGGAGCUUCCAUUUGGCAUGUCUCCUGAUGACAUAGAUAUGACUGAGAAUUUUGGCCUUUCAUUACCAAGAAGUAAGCACUUGCUAGCUGUACCAACUCAUCGCCUAUUUAAUAAAACAUAAGUAAGGGUUCGAACCUUAGAAAUAAAGUGGGAAGAAGUUAUUUUAGCGAAAAUUUUCAUAUCAAAAUUGUCUGAUGGUCAGGAUUGAUGAUGUGUGCGCGCACUCAGCUUCUUUGCUGCAGGAAUUUGGAUGAUUUUCAUGUUUAUGUCUGAAUCAUUGUAAUAUAUAUUGAUAUUGAUUUUAUUAGGCUAAUGUAAAUUAAUGUUAAUUUUUUAUGU
Messenger RNA from Glycine soja, 1776 nucleotides. RefSeq names its product cytochrome P450 CYP736A12-like. NCBI's taxonomy places the organism in Eukaryota, Viridiplantae, Streptophyta, Magnoliopsida, Fabales, Fabaceae. Gene Ontology annotation, molecular function: heme binding; oxidoreductase activity, acting on paired donors, with incorporation or reduction of molecular oxygen; monooxygenase activity. The coding region runs from base 47 to 1558 and encodes 503 amino acids. The transcript is spliced from 2 exons. The record is from RefSeq and is a predicted model, not a curated record.